AUGAAGAUAGGUCUUCACCAUGACUAAUCACUCCAGAAGUUCAUGUACCUCCUGAGCUGAAGUGGAGUUCUCAACACAUUAUUGCUAGGUUAACCAGAAGUGUUGAUGCAUAAGAAAUGAGCUUCUCUAGGCAAGUCAGACUUCUACUCUGGAAGAACUGGAUCCUCCGGAAAAGACAAAAGCUUCGUUUUUUGGUGGAGCUUGUAUGGCCUCUUUCGCUAUUUCUUGCCCUUGUCUGGCUGAGGAAAGCUAAUCCACUGUAUCGCCAACAUGAAUGUCACUUCCCAAACAAGGCAAUGCCAUCAGCAGGAACACUGCCGUGGUUACAUGGCAUCUUCUGUAACAUGAACAACCCCUGUUUCCGCAGCCCAACCCAUGGAGAGGGUCCAGGUCUUGUGUCCAACUACAACAACUCCAUCCUGGCAAGGGUAUAUAAAGAUGCUCAGGAGCUCUUACUGGAAGCCCCUGAAAUCCAUGACCUUGGCAGAAUCUGGGAAGAACUGAUCGUUAUGACUCAGUUUAUGGAAACAAUGAGAACUAAUCCUGAAAGAAUUGCAGGAAGAGGAAUACGAAUUCUAGACAUUUUGAAAGAUGGGGAGACCCUCACUUCCUUCUUGCUGGAAGAUGCUGGCCUCCCAGAUAUUGUUGUUUUCCAGCUUAUUAAUGCUCAAGUACGCCCUGAACAGUUUGCCUAUGGUGUCCCUAACUUGACUCUGAAGGACAUUGCUUGCAGUCAGAUGCUCCUGGACCGCUUCAUUAUCUUCAACAGCCGAAGAGGUCUCCCUGCUGUGCACAAGGCCAUGUGUGCCUUGUCCCAGGAAAGCCUACAGAGAGUAGAAGAUGCCUUGUAUGCAAAUGUUGAUUUCUUUAAGCUAUUUCAGCUGCUUCCCACUGUGUUGGACAGAAACUCACCAGGUGCUGACCUGAAGGCCUGGGGGAGGGUGCUGUCUAAUGUCUCCCAGGCAGUGCAAAAGCUAGCCAGGAAGCCAAGCGUUCAGGACCUUUUGGUGGUUCUGCAGCCAUUUCUACAAGACAGAAGGCCAGAAUCCUUAGGCCACUUGGUGAGCUCCCUGUCUGAUCUUUUCUGUGGCUACCCAGAAGGAGGUGGAUCCAGAGUACUUUCCUUCAACUGGUAUGAAGAUAAUAACUACAAAGCUUUCCUUGGGAUUGACUCAACAAAGAAAUCCACUUAUCUUUAUGAUAAUACAACCACACCCUUUUGUAAUGAAUUGAUCCAGAACUUGGAAUCGAACCCUUUAACCAAAAUAGCCUGGAGUGCUGUGAAGCCCCUGCUGAUGGGAAAAAUUCUCUUUGCUCCUGAUUCACCUUCUGUACGUCAAAUCCUAAAAAAUGCGAACUCCACUUUUGAGGAACUUGAACGCCUCAGAUUGUUGACCAAAGCUUGGGAAGAAGUAGGACCUCAGCUGUGGUACUUCUUUCAAAACAGCCUACAAAUGAAUAUGAUCCGUGACUCCCUGAAGCACCCUACAGUGAGGGACUUCUUGAACAGCCAGUUGGGUGCUGAAGGCUUAACCGCUGAACACAUAAUCAACUUUCUCCACAAUGGGUCUCCAGGGAGCAGGGAGAAAGGAAUGGCAGACUUUGACUGGCGGAAUAUCUUCAAUGCUGCAGACCAAGCUCUACGUUUACUCAGUCAGUAUCUGGAGUGCUUGACCUUGGAUAAAUUUGAAGGUUAUCUUGAUGAAACUAAACUGACUCGUCAAGCCCUUCAUCUGCUGGAGGAAAACAAAUUCUGGGCUGGUGUGGUUUUUCCAGAUAUAGAGCCUACAGCCAGCACUCUUCCACCACUUGUAAAAUACAAGAUCCGGAUGGACAUAGAUGCAGUGGAGAAAACAAACAAAAUCAAAGACAGGUACUGGGAUCCCGGUCCAAGAGCAGAUCCUGUGGAUGAUUUACGUUAUAUCUGGGGAGGCUUUGCAUAUCUCCAAGACAUGAUUGAGCAUGGAAUUAUAAAGACCCAGACCGACACUGAAGUGCCAUUAGGAAUUUAUCUUCAGCAAAUGCCAUAUCCAUGUUUUGUGGAUGAUGUCUUCAUGAUCACUUUAAACCGCGCCUUUCCCAUCUUCAUGGUGCUAGCUUGGAUAUACUCAGUUUCCAUGACUGUGAAGAGUAUAGUGCUGGAGAAGGAAAUGCGUCUGAAAGAGGCUAUGAAGAACAGGGGUAUAACUAAUGGGGUGAUUUGGUGCACUUGGUUCCUAGACAGCUUCACCAUGAUGUCUGUGAGCACGUUCUUCCUCACAGCACUAAUUAUGUGUGGACAAGUACUACAUUACAGUAGUCCAGUUCUCUUCUUUCUAUUCCUACUGACAUUCACCACAGCCACCAUAAUGCAGUGUUUCCUGUUCAGCACCUUCUUCUCCAAAGCAAAUCUGGCAGCUGCCUGCAGUGGAGUCAUCUACUUCACCUUGUACCUGCCCCACAUUGUCUGCUUUGUCUGGCAAGACCGCAUGACUGUUAAUCUGAAGAUCCUAGCAAGUUUGCUUUCCCAAGUAGCUUUUGGGUUCGGUACAGAAUACUUGUCACGCUAUGAAGAGCAAGGUCUUGGACUACAGUGGGGUAACAUCAGAACCAGUCCUUUGGAAGGAGAUGAAUAUAGUUUUCUUUUUUCCAUUAAAAUGAUGCUUUUUGACGCUUUUCUCUAUGGAAUACUUUCUUGGUAUCUUGACAAUGUUUUUCCAGGGGAAUAUGGACUACCACAGCCUUGGUAUUUUCCUGUGCAGGAAUCUUACUGGCUUGGCUCUAGAAACCCAAAAGCUGAGAAAACAGCAACUGAUGAUGAAAAAAGUCCAGAGUCAGAAGGCUGUGUGGAUCAGAAGGCCAUGGAAGGGGAAAAAAAUGAAAGUGGAACAAAGACGUCUGAAGAACCUGAAAAGCCAGAAGAAAAGAGUGACAACCAGGGGGAGAGGGAUGGUAAAAACAAACGAUGUAAACACAAACGAGAAAGAGAACACGGCGAGGAGGGGAAGUCUAAGACAGAUGUCCAGGACAAAGAUGAAAUUAAUGUAAAUACGUUCUUUGAGCCUGAGCCAACAGGACUGAUUCCAGGAGUGUGCAUUCAGAACCUGGUGAAGAUUUUUGCAAACAGGCCCAAGCCAGCAGUAGAUGGGAUGAACAUUACUUUUUAUGAGGGCCAGAUCACAGCCUUCCUUGGCCACAAUGGAGCAGGAAAGACAACCACCAUGUCGAUACUGACAGGCCUCUUCCCACCCACUUCUGGAACUGUGCUGAUUGGCGGCCUGGAUAUUCAGACUCACAUGGACUCCAUUCGGCACAGAUUAGGCAUGUGCCCUCAGUACAACAUCUUAUUCAAUCACCUUACUGUAGCAGAGCACAUCUUGUUUUAUUCUCAACUGAAAGGGAGAUCCAGGGACGAAGCUGAGCAAGAGUUGGAAACAAUGCUAGAAGACAUGGGCCUUGCCCAUAAAAGGAAUGAAGAGGCUCAGAAUUUGUCAGGUGGAAUGCAAAGGAAACUGUCUGUUGCCAUUGCUUUUGUGGGUGAAGCAAAAGUGGUAGUCUUGGAUGAGCCCACUUCUGGAGUUGAUCCAUAUUCCAGGCGAUCUAUCUGGGAUCUUCUGCUGAAGUACCGCUCAGGCAGAACCAUCAUCCUCUCAACCCAUCACAUGGAUGAGGCAGACAUCCUUGGAGACAGAGUAGCCAUCAUAUCUCAAGGGAAACUCUUCUGCUCUGGCUCUCCUGUUUUCCUGAAGAAUUGCUUUGGGUCUGGCUUCUAUCUCACUCUUGUUCGCAAGAUGAAAACCACCAGAAUUGGAAGGGCUACAUCGCUUUGUAGCUGUGGAUCUCAGUGCUCCUGCUCCUGUUCCAGCUGUGCACACAGGGACAAAGAAGGAGCUCCAGAGCAGGAACUGGAUGGAGAUCUGAAUGAGCUAGCAGAAGUAAUUCAUCAUCAUAUCCCAGAAGCAAAAUUAAUUGAAAGCAUUGGUCAGGAACUCAUUUACCUUUUGCCUAACAAACACUUUAAACAGCGAUCUUAUGCCAGUCUCUUCAGAGAACUGGAGGAAACGUUGGAUGACCUGGGACUCAGCAGUUUUGGAGUUUCAGACACACCACUUGAAGAGGUUUUCCUAAAGGCCACAGCAGAAGCUGACCCUGGAAUGCAACAAGCAGGAGACACUCAAGAAAAUUGUUCUACUCUUGGCAAAACUUCUACUGAGAACAAACCAGCUGAACAAACCGUACUGAAAACUAAUGACACUUCUCGAAUGCCAGUAGGCAUAGCAGGAGAUCAAAAUGAAGGCAAAGGGUCCCGACAGUACAAAGGUUUUCAGCUUGUACAUCAGCAGAUCAAAGCACUGCUCAUCAAACGGUUUCACCAUGCCUCUCGCAGCCACAAGGACUUUCUAGCCCAGAUUGUUCUCCCUGCUAGUUUUGUGUUGCUGUCUUUAGUACUUACAGUCAUUAUUCCUCCAUUUGGAGAAUAUCCCACCUUAACCUUACACCCUUGGAUCUAUGGACAACAGUUUACUUUCUUCAGCAAUGAGCGUCCUGGCAGUGAGCAGAUGGUCUCCCUGACUGAUGCUUUCUUGAAUAAACCAGGAUUUGGAAAUCGCUGUAUGAAGAAUCAGCCUCUUCUGAACUACCCGUGCUAUAACAUGCCAACUGCCUGGAUCACACCUGCUGUUCAUCCUAACCUAAGCAGCCUCCUCCUGAGCCACAAGUGGAGCCCUGACAAUCCUUCACCUUCCUGCAAGUGCAGUACUCAAAAGAAACUCACUAUGCUGCCAGAAUGCCCUGCAGGCGCAGGAGGCCUCCCACCACCCCAGAGAGUGCAGCACAGCACAGAAAUUCUUCAAGAUCUGACCCACAGAAAUAUUUCAGAUUUUCUGGUGAAAACAUAUCCCACUCUGAUAAAAGGGAGCUUGAAGAGCAAAUACUGGGUCAAUGAGCAAAGAUAUGGAGGAAUUUCUAUAGGAGGAAGGCUCCCUGUCCUUCAUGUUUCUGGAGAUCAAGUUGUCAAUUUUUUAAGUGAUCUUGGCCGAAUGAUGAAUGUGACAGGAGGACAAACUUCACUGGCUGCUGCUAAAGAAAUUUCUAAUUUUCUUAAAUACAUGGAAACUGAAGAUAAUAUUAAGGUGUGGUUUAACAAUAAAGGCUGGCAUGCUAUGGUUAUUUUCCUUAAUGUAGCCAAUAACGCAAUCCUUAGAGCUAGCCUGCGGACUGGCCAAGCCCCUGAGGAAUACGGGAUCACUGCUGUAAACCACCCUCUGAACCUCACUAAGGAGCAGCUCUCUGAAGUCACUGUGUUGACCACUUCAGUGGAUGCUGUUGUUGCCAUCUGUGUGAUUUUUGCCAUGUCCUUUAUACCAGCUAGUUUUGUUUUAUACCUUAUUCAAGAACGUGUAACAAAAGCGAAGCAUCUACAGUUUGUCAGUGGUGUGAGCCCUGUGGUCUACUGGCUGACUAACUUCAUGUGGGACAUAGUGAAUUAUGCACUGAGUGCUGGAAUGGUUGUGGUUAUAUUCGUUGGAUUCAACAAGAAAGCAUACACUUCUCCGACCAACCUCCCUGUGCUUGUUGCCUUGCUGCUUCUGUAUGGAUGGGCAAUAAUUCCCAUGAUGUACCCUGCUUCUUCUUUCUUCAGUGUCCCUAGCACUGCUUAUGUUGCAUUGUCUUGUAUUAAUCUCUUUGUGGGGAUCAACAGCAGCGCCAUUACAUUCAUCCUGGAGUUAUUUGAAAAUAACCCGUCUUUGCUGAAGUUUAAUAAAAUACUGAAAAAUGUGCUGAUUGUCUUCCCACAUUUUUGCCUGGGCCGUGGACUCAUUGACUUGGCCAUGAACCAGGCUGUGACUGAAGUAUAUGCCAGGUUUGGUGAGGAGCAUGUUUCCAAUCCUUUUCAGUGGGACUUUGUUGGAAAGAACCUGGUUGCCAUGGCCGUUCAAGGGGUUGCAUUCUUCAUUCUGAAUCUCCUUAUGCAACACCAUUUGUUCUCCACAAGAUGGUUUGCUGAGACCGCCUUGUCACCUAUUAUUGAUGAAGAUGAGGACGUUGCAGAAGAAAGAAAAAGAAUUAUGAAUGGAGGGAACAAAACACAUAUCUUAGAAUUACAAGAACUGACCAAGAUUUAUGCAGGUAGGCACAAGCCUGCAGUGGACAGACUCUGUGUUGGCAUCCGUCCUGGAGAGUGCUUUGGUCUUUUGGGAGUGAAUGGUGCUGGCAAAACAACAACAUUCAAAAUGCUGACUGGAGAUACUGAUGUGACAUCUGGAGAUGCUGUAGUGGCUGGCAGUAGUAUAUUGACCCACAUUUCUAAUGUACAUCAAAACAUGGGAUACUGCCCUCAGUUUGAUGCCAUUGAUGACCUGCUCACGGGACGAGAACAUCUUUACUUAUAUGCACGCCUGCGGGGGGUUCCAGCAGAAGAAAUCAAGAGGGUUGCUGAAUGGGGCAUCCAGAAGCUGGGACUUCCGAUGUAUGCAGACCACCUGGCUGGUACCUACAGUGGUGGCAACAAGCGCAAGCUCUCCACUGCCAUUGCACUGAUAGGCUGCCCACCACUCAUCUUGCUAGAUGAACCAACUACUGGAAUGGACCCUCAGUCCCGGCGCCUCCUGUGGGACUCUAUUGUCAGCGUGCUCAGAGAUGGGCGAGCUGUGGUUUUAACCUCACACAGUAUGGAAGAAUGUGAAGCCCUCUGUACUCGUUUAGCCAUCAUGGUAAAAGGUACCUUCAAAUGCCUGGGCACAAUUCAGCAGCUAAAAUACAAGUUUGGAGAUGGCUACAUUGUCACUCUGAAAAUCAAAGCUCCAAAGUCUGGGCUGCCUCCAGAUCCUACUCCUGCUGAGCAAUUCAUACACAUGAACUUCCCAGGGAGUUUACAGAGAGAGAAACACUACAACAUGCUGCAGUAUCAGAUUUGCUCCUCCUCUCUGGCUAAGAUUUUUCGGUUAAUAAUCUCCAAUAAGGAAAACUUGCAUAUUGAAGAAUAUUCUGUGUCUCAAACAACUUUAGAUCAGGUUUUUGUGAACUUUGCUAAACAACAGAUGGAGGAUGAGGAAAUUCCUUUGCAUCCCCGUGCAGCUGGAGCCAGCCGAGAAGCAAAGGUGUCCCCCUCUCUGCACCAGCAGGCAGUUGCAUAGACUAUUACUAGAGUCACUAGGGCUUAGAGUGUGCACAGUGCAAAGAUGUGCCAUAUCAGAGCAGUACAAGGGUAAAACAAAGGUUCCCACACUCAGUAUUAUACUGAUUUUUUUUUUCCACACCUUUCUGAGCACUGUGCUCACAACAGCAACAGUCAACUUCUACUGCUCUGCUAGAAACACUACAUGCUGAAAGUGUCAAAGGAAAGGCAGGUCCUUGCUAUACAACCAAAUCUUCCUCUAACAUAAAGGUCAUUAUAAGAUACAAGAAGAGAAGUCUCAUUCCUCGUUAUUGAUGUGUGAAGAGCAUCAUUAAAGAAAAUUUCUCUGCGUGGACCUUUCAGGCUGUUAGGUUCUUCUUGUUUAACUCUUAAGUCAACUGCUACCAGUCAGCAGACAGUUCUCAGGGCAGAGAGCAUUGCCCAGCUUAGAAGUGGAUUCCUGCCAUCCUGAGUGCACAAGACUACCAAGGUCAGAACAUCAGUGCUGGCUGAGGGAGCUAGUGCUGGGAGGCUGCUUCACUGACUCACCAGGCUGCCAGUGAAAACACAGUUGUCUCAGCAAGAAUGAGAAGAAUUAAUUCAGAUCCUCAAACCCAGGCAAGAAAUUUGCUUUAAAAAAGAAUCUUAAUGAAAAUGAUCUCAUACUCGUCUCCAAGUUUCUUAAAUAGAAGCAGAAUGUCAAAAUGGAGAUUAAAAGGAAAGAGAGGAUGUCCAAAUCUGCCAAAAGUUUUUUCUUCUCAUAGAGGCCUGGAAAGAUAUCUUUGUUACUAAACAAGAUCAAAUUUUUCUUCUUUCCUGUGACUGGACCUUAAGUGGGUGUAAAGUGUGAAUAGGGUAUGUGCUUUCUCUGUGCUCGGAAGCAAAAUUUCAACCUGCUUGUUGAAACUGAACUGAACUCAGUGGGAAAUUGACUUUUAGCUCUUUUCUGUGGAUCACAGUUAAACUAGUGGAAAGCAAUGAUACUGAAAACAAAUUCAUAAUGAUCUAUUGCUUCAGUUAUCUAUGAGGUCUAACCAUCUUUAAGAAAUUUUCUUUAGGUUACACAGAAAUAAUAUCUGGGUCAUGUAUUUUUGCUGUGUUAGGUUUUUUCUUCAACUGAUGUAGAUCUUUUUUUUUAAUAUAUAUAAGGACAUUCUUGCUUUUUUCUGUACAAAAUAUUAUGAAACUUCAGCAACCAGCUGUCGUAUUCUUCUUUUGCCAUAAUUAUUUCAACUGAUUUCAAAAUGUAGUCUAGAAUUUAUUGCAUGUUUCACCCUUACAAAUAGUUGCAAAAAUCUUUCUAUACACCCAUUAUAGAUAAAUAAAUUAAUCAUGAA
Molecule: messenger RNA, 8433 nt
Organism: Chroicocephalus ridibundus (black-headed gull)
Lineage: Eukaryota; Metazoa; Chordata; Aves; Charadriiformes; Laridae
Gene: ABCA4
Product: ATP binding cassette subfamily A member 4
Exons: 50
Coding region: 117-7115 (2332 amino acids)
Biological process (GO): lipid transport; transmembrane transport
Cellular component (GO): intracellular membrane-bounded organelle; membrane
Molecular function (GO): ABC-type transporter activity; ATP hydrolysis activity; ATPase-coupled intramembrane lipid carrier activity
Source: RefSeq, a predicted model, not a curated record